Molecule: messenger RNA, 2034 nt
Organism: Heterobilharzia americana
Lineage: Eukaryota; Metazoa; Platyhelminthes; Trematoda; Strigeidida; Schistosomatidae
Source: the annotation of a GenBank genome assembly
ACCUGCGCUACUGUAUGAAGACGGCAAGUAAUUCGGUGGUAGUUUUACCGCAACUAAUCCUCAUGAUUGAUAUGAAACAUUCCAAAUAUUAAAAGUGUUCGUUUUGCUCUGAUGAAUUCCUGGGAUAAUUGUUUGACGCAAUCAUCAAAUGGGCUAUGUUAACAUAGUUAACAUUUGUGUUAGUUACUACUUUUUUCCUGAUGUCCAACCGGAUCUGGAAUAUAACUGUAAAAUAGGAAUCGCAAGACUUCGAGGAGUCGGUAAAUCUGAUCCCGCUGUGACUCGUCUCAGUAACUCUUUGUUUUUGCCUUUAAGAGAGGCUAGAAGUCUUCUUAUUAACUAUGGGGAAAUCAGUCUUACAAGCAUGUUAAGUCGUAGGUAUCAACCAUAUAUGGAGUCUUGGCCAGGUUCGGGAGCGCAGGCUUACGGACGCAAGACACGGUGUUUUUCUUGACUGAAGGUGGCACUCCACUCUGUUGAUCGACAGGCUUUGUAGCAGUGUCUCCAGCUGAAAGGUGUGGAUCAUUAAUUCAACAAUGGAAUCAAAAGAUAAUGAUCAUUAAUUCAACAAUGGAAUCAAAAGAUAAUCUUCCCAAACCUUUUGUGUUUCCAGUUAUGAAAAAGACAAUUGAAGAUUUGUUUACUAAGCCUAAAAUAACUAAAGAUGAUAUUGAAACCUUUCAAAAUAAAUACUGGGAACAACUUGUUCCAAAUUUCAGUCAAGCACUAAAACUUCUUGACAUACAUGGAGUUCCAAGGCAUAAUAUUCUAUGGAGCAUAAAUGAUCGUCUUAUGGACGCUAUCAAGGCUAGGCUUGAAUUGAAAACUGAUGACUGUGAUCAAAGGAAAUGUCAGAAAUUAUGGCAGAAACUUAUCAAAACAGGAAUAGUAUAUAUCCACCAUCCAUACAUGCGUUCUUUGAUUAUGCAGGUUCUUGGAAAGAUGAAUUCAAUUAAAGAAAGGCAUGUUAAUUUGAUUGUCGACAACAAAUAUUUAUAUGAUGAUGCUCCUUUGCCAGUCCUGCGUCAUAUUUGGGUUGCACAUCCUCACAAAUUCCAAGAAGAAUUAGACAAAGUUGUAGCCACAUUUCAAUCCACAUGGUCUUCUGCUAUUUUGGAUGCUCUUUCAAUGUCAGUUAUGUCCACCGCCUCAACUACAGCUGAUCUUGUCCCUAUACUCUAUUGGCCACCUCGUCGACGUAGACGUGAUCCAUCAAUUGUGCGAAUUGUUGAAAUGAUUGGAGAAGGUCAAGUUUUAUAUGAUAAGACUAUAAGUAUUCUUCGAGAUGAAUGUACAAAAUAUGAAAAAUCAGCCUAUGCACUUAUGGAACAGCAAAUCACUUCAGUGACUGGUAGCAACCUAUCCAAUAAUUCAACUGAGGAAACUGAUGAACCAGCAGCCAAGCGAAGUCGGCUUCGUACGUCAAGUAAAGAGAAACAUUUAGAAGUACAGAUUCCCGUUAAUCCAUCCAUCCCGUAUAUCCCAUUAGCUUUUAUGCCUAAUCAACCUUCGGUUGCUUCUGCCACUCUUUGUACAUUACGUUUUGAUCUAUUAAUGAGCUUGAAUGAAGCUAAAAUCGAUCGUUUGUGUGUUCCUGAUAGAAUACAUCGCUUUGUUUGGUGUUUAGAUGCAUGUGUUCGAAAUCGUAGAAUUGAUCAAAGACACGCUAGUGAAUUGGCUUAUCAUUUACAGCUGCAACGCCGUCGAUGGGCGAAAGAAACAGUUGAUGAAGAGAAAGAGUUACAAGAAGAUUGUGAAGGGAAUGGAGGUGGCAAUAGCAGUGAAGUAUCUAAACGUGGGAGUUCUGAUCAUCGUGGGAAAAAUUUCAAAAGUAAUAAAACCAGCCAAAACGGUCUCCCUCAAGUGUUGUGGAAAAGAGUUGUGAUUCGAAUGAUAUGGAGAGAAUAUGUGAUGCAAAUUUGUUGGAAAGAGAUAUGCAUAUGGCUUGCCGAGAUCCAUGGGUUGUAUACACCGUUUGUACAUCUUUAAUUCGUUAUGUACUUCAUGGACUUUAUGAAGAUAAAGCACCUCGUG